Messenger RNA from Zingiber officinale, 1120 nucleotides. RefSeq lists its product as uncharacterized. The coding region runs from base 136 to 951 and encodes 271 amino acids. NCBI's taxonomy places the organism in Eukaryota, Viridiplantae, Streptophyta, Magnoliopsida, Zingiberales, Zingiberaceae. The record is from RefSeq and is a predicted model, not a curated record. The transcript has 4 exons.
GUUCGAGGUUUUGAUAUGAGAUCGGACUCGACUCGAGUUCGGGCGUGGUGCGAAUUUUAAAGUGCAGGAUUGAGAAAUUGCCAAAAGCAAGCCCGGACGCAGCGGCCGCACGGCACGGAGAAGAGAACCGUUCAAAUGGGCGACGCCGAUCUGGCUGUCGGCGGUGUUGGCAGCAGCAGUAGCAGCGAAGAGGACGGGGAUGCUGACUGGAAAGCAGCCAUCGACUCCGUUGCCGCAGUCAGCUACGGCGUACCGGCCUCGAAUGGUCGCCGGAAGCCCAGCAAUUCCGACGCGGAUUCCUCUUCCGACGAGGACAAUAAGCACCACGACCGAAGGAUGCUUUCCAAAGCCCCUAAGCUGAAGCUUUAUCAGAUAAAGGCCCAAAAACUUCUGGAUGACCUAUUGGAUAAAAGCCUUGAGAUGGUCAAAAGCUCUGGCUUCUCCGAUGAUGAAAUUUCACAAUCUAACGUAGCUGGUAUUCGCCUAUUCAGAAAAUCAGCUCCUGGCAUAAUAGUGGAUCCUGUUGAUACAUAUAAAUUGCCAACCAAGAAACCAAGAAUCCUGCCAGGGGAAGAACUGAAUGAGAAAUCAAAGAAGGUUUUAUGCUGUAUGACCCAUCUGCUGAAUUUUCUCAUACUUGUUCCCCAACUCCUUGAUAGGAUGCAUGAAAAAUACCUUUUGCAGUUCAAAAGGAAAGUUCAAUCUGUGGUCGUUGAUGGCACUGAUAUCAUGGCUGCUGCAACAGAAGCAUGCAGGCGAUCCUUGGCCAGAGCUGAAGCUAAAGAAGGUGCAGCCAAGGCAGCAGCCAAGAAAGAGGAAGAGAGAGUUUCAGCAUUGAAAAAGGCUAGGGGAGAGAAAUGGCUCCCUUCUGUUGCAAAAUAUAUGCUGAGCAUGGAGCAGUCAGCAGUUCAUAAACUGAAGGGAGACUCGUCUAGAGAAGGGAGAUGCUAGUAUUGAGUUCAAUUUAUUUGUAGAAGACUCCUUCCAGUGUUUUCUAAAUUGGCUUUCACCAGGACUCAGGAACAUUUCUGGUGUAACUUUUCAAGAGCUCUUGUGUGCUCGUACUCUCUGCUUUUGCAUAGCCUCAAUCUAUCUUGUUCAUGGUGAAUGGUUUCUUAGA